AUGUCCAUUCAUGUUGUUGUGAAUGGGAUGAUUUUGACUUUUUUAUGGCUCAGUAAUGCACUUUCACUAAAAGGAAAAAGGCUGGAUUUUUACGGAAGAACUGACACAUAUGUGAGGCUGACCAACGCCAUUCCUGAACUCAGUCGAUUCACAGCAUGCAUUGACCUGGUAUUUAGGGACGGCAAAUCGCGUGAUUGGACGGCCUUCUCCUAUGUUAUCAAUAACGCCUUCCUGGGCAGAGAAGACAUAGACUUCGGACUUGCAGGAGACCAUCAGCAGCUAAUACUACACAACUUGGGCAAGACCUUUUAUAUCCAUUACCACCUGACUCCAUUUCAAUGGCAUACAAUUUGCUUGAUACGGGAUGGUGUGAAGGGCUCAUUAGAACUUCUUCUGAAUAAAGAAAGGAUACUGAUAAUGCUGGAUCACCCACAAAAUCUGACACCCAAUGGGACUCUGGUUCUAGGAUAUUUUCUCAAGAAUGGGAACACCCAGAUUAAAAGCAGGAUGCCUGGCUUCACUGGCAGCUUGUAUUACUUUCAACUCUGGGACCGCAUCCUGGAAAAUGAGGAGUUUAUGAAGUGUUUGGGUGGAAACGUAGUUAGUUGGGAAGAAGAUGUUUGGCUUGUCAACAAGAUCCUGCCAACUGUUGACAGGAGACUGCGCUGCUUUGUUUCUGAAAAUACGACAAUUCAAGAAACAAGUACAACUCUUUCACAACAAAUAGAUUUGACAACUCCACCCCAAGUUACUGGACUCAAACCGCAAAAGACUGUAUAUUCUUCUUCAGCGAUGACCCAAAGCAUGCCUGUAUUUGCAACUGAUCAUACAACCCUAUCAUAUUCCAAUACAACACCUCCGCUUCUAGAAACAAUGACUGCGCCAAAUUUUUUAAAGACAUCCAUAGCAGAGACAGCUACAUUGGCAGCAGAUGCUUUGUCUACUUCAGCAGCCAUUGCUCUGCCGACCAAGAGUACCUCCAGAGGCACUACUACCAAUUCCAUGGAAAUAACUAAAUCCCCAUCUUCAGAGAGCACAAGGACAUCAAAAAUGGCUGAAGCCAUCGUUCCUGAGGCUUUUCAUCGAACUACAGCUACUCAUUUCCUAUACACAUCUGGAUUUACCAAGAAUUCAACUGUAUCCAAAACUUUAGCGACUGAAUCUCAGUCGGCCAUUAUGAAGACAAUAUCUUUAUUCUCAUCUAUCGAGUCGACAUCUAUGCCUACAUCAUCUUGGCCCAAACUCAAAUCCACAGAUAUUGGGGAUCUCCCUAUCUCCACAGGUAGCCAGGAAUUUCUUGUAUCUGCAACUGCUGGAACUGUACCUUGGGCCACGAUGGAACAGACUUCAGCUACAACUACUCACAUUGGGACUACAUCAGCAUUCCCAACUGAGUCUGUUCUCAUCUCCACAGCUGCUCCAGUGGAGUCUGUAUUUCCUAGAAAUCAGACGGCAUCUACAUUGGCAACAACUGAUAUGGAAAUAGCAUUUACAGCUCAUUCAAUGACGCUCCCAACUGAGCCUAUUGAGACGACGCCUGUGCUAAGAACAGCUGAAAUAGAAUUGAAGUCUACAAAUUUCCAGGAUGUCUCUUCACCCAGAGUGAAGGAUACAAUAUCUACCUUCAUGACAAAAGAGGCCUCUUCUAUGGCCCUUUCUUUCAGGACAUCCUCUCCAUUCAGCGGAGCUCAGAGUGUACAGACAGUUAUCGAUGCUGAGACUACACAUACAGCCUUGACUCCUGGAAUCACACUUGCACCUACAGUGACUGAAACUGUGCUUUCCCCUACAAUCACUGGGCCAGUACUUACUCAGAAUACAUCCACAGGUGGUGGAAACAUGCUUCCUUUGAUUUCCACUAGAUCAACUUCCACUUCCAAGGUAUCUGAGUCUGGUCCCACAUCAAUAACAGAUGAAGGUGCCCAUCUGUGCUCCACCAAUGAGACCACUUGGACUUCCAGGCCAGAUGAGACCCUGUUGACAUCAGUAUUCCAUGGGAGUACUUCUAAUACAGAAAAUUCAUUCACAACUGCUAAUAUUAUCAUCCCACCAGAAGCAUCCGCAGAGAGUGAGGAUGCCACUACCACUGAUGCUAUCAUUACUGCUGAUGCUACUAUAGACAGAUACACAAUGGCUCUAUCCAAAUUGACAUCUCCGUGGUUUGCUAAUUUCUCCACAGUUUCUGGAACCACAUUUGUAACCAAACUGCCUGAGUUUAAACUUACCACCUUACUACUAAAAAUCCCCACUAUGUCCACAGUAGCUGGAAAUGAACUUCUUUCAGCACCAAGGGAGACGGUUGCUCCACCAGUAGAUACACUAUCUACCCUUGCUGACACUGAACCAAAUUUUUCUACUGAGGAGAGUGCUUCUGAGACCAUACAAACAGAGACAAAUGGUACAAUUGCAUUUGGAGUGACAACAGCCCCUGCACCAGAGUCUGCAACAACACAAAGAUUUGACGCUACUGUGACAAGGAAAGAAACAACUUCCCAUUAUCUUAAGGGAACCUCAGCAAUAACUGAGGUUUUUCCAUUUGCAACAAUGCUGGAAGCAACAGAUCCUUCUGCACAAAUGAUGACAGCCUCUAUCACUGUUUCCCCUUUUCCCGAUAUAGGAAAGUUGACUACCCCAUUGGAUAAUAAAGCUGCAGCUACUGAGGUGAGAGGAAGUUGGCUUUCUACAAAAUUGGUGAAAACCACACCUAAGAGUUCACGUAAUGGAACUACAGAAACUUUUAAUUCCGCUCACACAUACACAGCAAAUUGGAAUUCAGAGACUCCAUCUGAGGGGAAUCCAGCUCCAUCUCCCACUUCUGGGAGCACACAGACAUUCCCUGAACCCUUGGGUUCUUCCACCACAAGGAUAUUGGGGACCAGUUUUGCCACUAUCCCUACAGACAGGACAGUUAUGUCCUUGUUGGCUGGUACCUUGCCUCCACAGCCUACAGCUACCCGUUCCCCAGCAGCCACGUUGCCUAUUACCCAUAUCUUCUCACUACCAGUUAAUGUCUCUGCUGUCACCUCUAUGGUGGUGCCUGAGGAGACUAAGGUUACCAUGCCUGAACCUUCUACACUGGUGGAGGCUUCCUCCACGUCUAUGUUUUCAGAUGUCUCAACUAUGUCAUCAGCUACAGUGACUGCAGCAUCUGUGCCACCGUUGGAUCAGACUGCUUCCACAACCAGCGAUACCGUGCUUACCCACAGAGACUCGAUUCAUACCACUUCAGAGGCCACAGUAGUCUCUGUCAGGAGGACAUCCAUGGCAGUUCCCUCUCUGACAGAAACUCCAGUCCCCUCGCUGAAACCUUUCACUCCUGUGGCAACUAAGGCUGAGACCACCCUUCUCUCCACCUCAGCUGACACAGUAACCCCAUCCACACCCACUCUUACCUGCUCCAAAUCUCUCCCUGACAACAUUCCUGUUGCAUCCUCCACUCAUGUGAUCUCAACUAUGUCUACACCAGUAGCAACCCGACCCAUAUCUCAAGUGAAGAAGACUUCUGCCCACGCUCUCGGCUUUCCGUAUACUUUCAGUGGUAGUGGAGACAUUAGUUUGGCUACUGGCCCCACAGAAACUUCUGUUGUUGAUGAGACCAUGCCCUCACACACCUCUGCCAAUAAGCUUACUACUUCAGCAGAUGGUCACAUUGCUCAAUCUUCCACACGUCUUGUAAACACACAGGUCCCCACCCUAUUAGUGACUGACAUUUCUACCUUAUCUCCUGACAAAGAGCAGAUGACCACCUCCCUGGGAAACACCCCUAGAACUAUGGAGGUGACAGAAAUGUCCCCAUCAAAGAAUCCUUUGAUUUCAGACUCCCAGAGUACUCCAUCCUCCAAAAUGACAGAUAUAGGAUUUACUGAGACCACAAAAAUUCCCAGUCACCAAACACAUUCACCUUCAGAGAUUCCACUUGCGACUCCACCUGACAGGAUUUUGGCUUCAUCUCCCACUUCUGGGAGUAUGCAGGCUACACGCAUCUUGACCUCAGGUACCACAAUAGACAUACACAUUUCAGACAUGUCUACCAGUCUUGGGAAAACAGAUCUCCUUUCACAAGCUCUGCCAACUACCACAUUUUUGUCUCCUGGAGAGGAAGGCAUGAGUGCCCUUUCGGUAUACACUCCCAGGACUGAGAAAAUGAUAGUAAGGUCCACCUCCGUGACCCACCUUUUCUCAUACCACCAGGAUACUUCAUUUGUAGAUAUCAUAACUUCCAGGACAACCAGAAUAUCAAAUCCUAUUAACAUCAACACAACUCUUUCACACUUGCUUUCACCUAGGACUCAACCUGAGGUGACUUUAAUUGGCUCUACCAUUUCUGAAAGCACACAGACCCCUCCUGAGUCCCCGUCUCUUUCCACAACUGGACUAUCUAGUGCCAAUUUUACAGUUACCUCUACUGACGAGGUCACGACAGCGCUUUCUGCUCCAAAUGUACCUACGGCACUUCUUAGGAAAACCUCUACAGAAACAUCUAUUCCUAUCUACCGAAUGUCCUCACUGCCUGUUAGUAUAACUGCCUUGACCUCCAAAAGAGUUUCUGACACUCCCACGAUACUAAUGACUAAUUCUUCUAUAGCCACUUCUAGAUCCACUUCCGAGCCUGUGUCCGAGAUAUCUUCACUGUCAGUUAAUGACUCUGCCUUCUCACUCUCAGCGGUUUCUUCUGACCCUUCCAUAAAAGUUGGAUCAUUCUCUACUUUAUUGUCUUCAAUUACCCCCAAGACUAUUAUGACCAUACAGCCAUCUACAUUGGAUGCCACACCUGUGACAUAUGCUGGGUCUGCUUCAAAAAGCACAAUGGUUUCCUCUGCUUUCACUACUUCAGAAAUGACAGAGGUGUCCUCCAGGAUCACACCUGCAUCCCUUUCCUCUCCAACAGAGCCAACUUUUCCGUCUGUGAAAACCGUUCCAACCACUAUUAUGGCUGGGAUAGUGACUCCAUUUGUAGGCACCACUUCCUCCUCUCUACUCAGUUCUAAGAACACUGAAGCUGUUUUUUCCAUUCCAAAGACCACAUUUUCACCAUUGCUAUCAACACCCCAACAAUCAUCACAAGGAGAUGAGGCUACAACUCUGGGCAUACUAUCCGGGAUCACUAACGGCUCCCUGUCUCCUGUAAGCAGUGGUAGAGUAACAGCUCUCACAAAUACUUAUUCCAGAACUGCUGCCCCUGAAAGUGUGUUUUUAUCCACUCCUUCAGAUAAUCUCCAUACUUCUUUGAAUAUUCAGGUUUCCCCAUCUUUGACUAGCUUUAAGAGCACUCCUGGACCCACAAAAAUUGUAAAAGGUACCAAUUACCUUUCUUUGAAUACAGAAAAGAUGACUUCUUUGUCAGAAAAUACUUCAACAAAUGAACCAGCAAAAGGUGCCACAUCUGUGAAUACCCCUGUCUCAUACCCUCCAGGGACUCCAUCCAGUGCAACUCCACUCUAUUUGACAUCAUUUCUUUUUUCAGCUCAUAGUAGUGAAGCCAAGGUCUCUACUCUAAAGACUUCUCUUCCUCUUACAUCCCAAAUGGUUGAAUUUCCAGUUCUGGAAACAAGAACCACAACUAGUGACACCCAGUCUCCACUUAUGACUUCCUGGAACACACCCACAGCUGAAGAUUCCCAAUUUCCAAUUUCUACCACUACUCAUGUACCUACACCCAACAUGAUGGAAACAGAGACGCCAUACCUUGGUCCUGGGUCUUUAUCAACAUUCACAGCCUCUCAGACCGGUCUUGUAUCUAGAGAUGUUAUGGCAACAUCAUCAAUUUCCACAUCAGGAAUUCUUUCUACCUUGGGGAUGUCUGAGAGUCCUUCGUUAUCAAUAUCUUCAAGAUCUAUUCCUACCACUUUGGCUGACAUUAAGCACGCAUUUGAGAAGACAACCACAUCUGUAACUCCUGGAACCACAUUUCCAUUGAAUUCUUCUGGUGCUGCUGCAGGAUCUAUAAUUUCAAAGGCUACUACUUCACCCAUGCUGAACUGGAUCUUAUCUAGUCCCCCUUUAGGUUCCCUUCUGGCAACUGUAUCCAAUACUCCUCACUUUAUAACUUCCUCUACAGUACAGGGGUCAAAAUCCACAUUUCUGACUUCUGACAUAACCCCAACACAUCCAUUCACUAACUUUACAACACUACCCUUUGCUACUGUAAGCACCAUACUCACCAAAACCACUCCAAAACCUACAGUGGGCAGUGUCACUACUGGCUUGCCAACUUCUCUCCCCGUAUCUGUAAAAAUCACAGAUGACAGUGUGUACAUUUCCAAAUCCCCUGAGGCAUCUUAUAGAACCACUAUGCCUGCCAACUUCAGGAGUGUGUCUCAACCUCCAUCCUUUAGCAGAAUGAGUAGGUCACCUCCUACAACUCACCACACCCUAUCUAUUGGCUCCAUGCUUCUGUCUAGCCCUACAAUAACAUCUGCACAGACCAGAAUCCCAGCGGCAUCAGCAUCCCCUACUUUAAUUCUUCCCAAGCCCACAGUGGACUCCCUACCAAAUAUAACCAUCAAUUCAUCUACUGCUACUGGAGCCUCAUUUCCACUCAUACCCACUGGAGUAACACAUCCUUUUACAGCAACUGUGUCUUCACUACUUUCUUCCUCUUUUGGGACAAGUUGGCUGGACUCCACAUCUUCCUUUCUAUUUAUGGAAACAUCAACUUCGCUUAUUGCCACUGUAUCCAUAGUUACUUUCUACAACAUUGAAAUGAGCUUCUCUGUCUUUGAUGAUGAGCCAAGGCUCGCUGCUAACAGUGUUGUGAAUGAAUUUGCAGAAAAUUGGUUGAAUUCUAUCUUUCAGGACAGUGAAUUUGCUCUUGCUAAUCUGGCUAUUCAAAUUAAAAGCAGAGACACUUCUGAGCAAGUGGGAGAAGAAAUAAUCGUGGACCAAACUUCUUGACUAUGUACUUUUCUUUUGCAUUAUUUGGAACAGAGAGAAGGGCAAGGAAUGGCUACAAUUUCCCAUGUACCAUACAGCUGUGUUUGUCAGGUCAUCAUAAAGGCCAAUUCUUCUUUAGCACCUGUCGAAUUGAUUAGAAGGAUCAAAAGUAGAAUACAUGGCAACUUCACGCAUGGAAACUUCACACAAGAUCAAUUGACGUUAUUAGUAAAGUCUGAACACGUUGUAGUGAAGAAACUAGAGCCAGGAAAGUGCGAAGCCGAUGAAACAGCCUCUAAAUACAAAGGGACAUAUGAGUGGCUCUUAACCAAUCCUACGGAGACAGCCCAAACUAGAUGCAUAAAAAAUGAGGAUGGAAACGCUAUUCGAAUCUGCUCAGUCAGUAUCGACACUGGCAAAUCUCAGUGGGAAAAACCAAAGCUUAAACAAUGCAAGUUGCUUCAAGGACUUCCUAAUAAUAUUGUGGAUCUUGCUAAUAUUACUAUAAGUGACGAGAAUGCAGAUGAAGUUGCAGAACACAUUUUAAAUUUGAUAAAUGAAUGCCCCACUCUGGAUGAAGAAGAAACAAAGAUUAUUGUUUCUAAAGUGUCUGAUAUUUCACAAUGUGAUGAGAUAAGUAUGAAUCUAACCCAGAUUAUAUUACAAAUAAUCAAUGCUGCUUUGGGAAAGCAAAACAAUUCCACAUCUCAUCUGCAUGAAGUAAGCAAUGAAAUUCUGAAGAUAAUCGAGCGUACUGGGCACAAGAUGGAGUUUUUCGGGAGUUCAGCAAAUUUGACGGUGGACAGGCUGGCUUUGGCUGUCCUGCGGGUGGAGCACACGUUUGAAGGCACGGCCUUCAGUAUCCGCUCCUACGAAGAAGGCAUAGGCCCUGAGAUUUACCUAGGCGAAGUCCCUCUGGGGAGGGUUUUGGCUUCCAUAUAUUUGCCUAAAUCACUGAGGGAGAAAAUUUCUCUUAGCAACUUACAGACCAUCUUGUUUAAUUUCUUUGGCCAGACUUCACUCUUUAAGAUUAAAAACGUCACUAAAUCAUUAACCACAUAUGUUGUGAGUGCCAGCCUUUCAGAUACAUCCAUUCAAAACUUGCCUGACCCAGUGGUUAUUACUCUGCAGCACAUUGAAGGCAACCAGAAUUACGAUCAAGUUCACUGUGCCUUUUGGGACUUUGGGAGUAACAAUGGGCGAGGUGGAUGGAAUUCAUCAGGCUGUAAAGUAAAGGAAACAAACGUAAAUCACACAAUCUGCCAGUGUGACCACCUCACCCAUUUUGGAGUGUUAAUGGAUUUAUCCAGGUCUGCAGUGGAUGCAGUGAAUGAACGGAUAUUAGUGCUUAUAACAUACAUUGGAUGUGGAAUCUCCUCCAUUUUCCUGGGAGUUGCGGUGGUGACGUACAUAGCCUUUCACAAACUUCGCAAAGAUUAUCCUUCCAAAAUCCUGAUCAACCUGUGCACAGCACUACUGAUGCUAAACCUGGUAUUUCUGGUCAAUUCCUGGUCGUCAUCAUUUCAGAAGGAGGGACUUUGCAUCACAGCCGCAGUCGUGCUUCAUUACUUCCUGCUGGUUUCUUUGACUUGGAUGGGCCUGGAGGCGCUCCACAUGUAUUUUGCUCUAGUCCAAGUCUUCAAUGUAUACAUUCCCAAUUAUAUCCUUAAAUUUUGUCUAGUUGGUUGGGGAAUCCCAGCAAUCAUGGUGGCAGUUAUAGUCAGUGUGAAAAGAGAUCUGUAUGGAACUCUGAGCUCAAAGACUCCAUUUUGUUGGAUUAAAGACGAUUCUAUCUUUUACAUCUCAGUUGUGGCUUAUUUUUGCUUCAUCUUUCUCAUGAAUCUCUCCAUGUUCUGCAUUGUUUUUGCCAAACUGAAUUCCAUGAAAGCCCAUAGCCAGAAGACUCGGCAGAAGAUGAUCCUGCAUGAUCUCAAAGGCACAACAAGCCUGACAUUCUUACUUGGCCUCACCUGGGGGUUUGCCUUUUUUGCCUGGGGACCUGUGAGGAUCUUUUUCUUGUAUCUUUUUGCCAUUUUUAACACUUUGCAAGGAUUCCUCAUUUUUGUAUUCCACUGUGCAAUGAAGGAGAGUGUCCGGGAGCAGUGGCAGAUACACCUCUGUUGCAGGUGGUUUCGACUGAGUGACUCUUCUGAUGCCAGCAGGUAUGGGCUAAAUAUUGGGUAUAAAAAGGAAAGACUGAAGAAAACCUUCAAGCAAAAAUUGUUGACACCAUCCCUCAAGUCAACUGCAACUAGCUCCACUUUCAAGUCUUUAGGCUCCGCACAAGGCACUCCUUCACAAAUGAGCUUCCCAAAUGAUCAUUUUGAUGACGAUCCCUACUGUUUCUCUCCCUUGAGUUGUGAAAUUGUGCCUACUUGUGUGAGAAGAAUAUAA
Equus caballus (horse) is the source of this 9267-nucleotide messenger RNA. Lineage: Eukaryota; Metazoa; Chordata; Mammalia; Perissodactyla; Equidae. The record is from RefSeq and is a predicted model, not a curated record.